This is a messenger RNA of Daphnia pulicaria, 2955 nucleotides long. Its product is annotated as vascular endothelial growth factor receptor 1-like. The record is from RefSeq and is a predicted model, not a curated record. Gene Ontology annotation, molecular function: transmembrane receptor protein tyrosine kinase activity; ATP binding. Gene Ontology annotation, biological process: multicellular organism development; protein phosphorylation; positive regulation of kinase activity. Bases 1 to 2778 code for a protein of 925 amino acids. Gene Ontology annotation, cellular component: signaling receptor complex. Lineage: Eukaryota; Metazoa; Arthropoda; Branchiopoda; Diplostraca; Daphniidae. The transcript is spliced from 15 exons.
AUGUUCUUCAAGGGAUUUAUAUUUGUCUUGCUGCUGGUCGUCCAUUCGGAUGCGGAGUCACUAGAGAUGAUUCCGGCUGUGACAGAACAGGUGGUCAAAUCAAAUUCCAAUCUAACACUGAUUUGCACCUACGAAUACAACACAACAAUUGAAAAUACAUCUGUUAAUAUUACGUGGAAACUACCGGACUUUAUAACCACUUACCCUGAGGAAACCUAUGUUGACAAACGCUUUCGCGUCUCGGUGGAUAGGAACGACACGCACCUGAGAUCGACGAUGAAUUUACUGGAGGCCUUUCCUUCGGACACGGGCACUUUUAGUUGCGCCACUCAACAAGGAACUCAAAUCGAACAAUACGUCUACGUUUACAGUGUUAUAAAACUUGUAAUCAUCCAGACGGAUAUCGAAACGGAAUUUGUUUCGGUGCAAGGAAUUCCGCUGGAUAUUCCGUGCAAGGUCACCCAUCCCAACGUCACCGUGUCUCUCCUCCGCGGAGAGCCCAACGCAAACGGAGAAUUCGAUUGGAGUUUUAAGGUUUUGUCGUUGGAUCCAAAUAAUUCCACUGAUUGGUUGUUCAUACCCAAACUCGGACUGAGGUUAUUAAAUCCAAAGGUCAGUGACAUUGGCCAAUACAUGUGCCUUGGCUCCAUGAACAUAGAAACUGCCAUCCGGCACACUGAUGAAGAAUUCACUGUUUACGUCAGAGGAAUGGAGCUAGUAAGAGAUGGCGAAGAAGAUCCGGUAGAAGGGACCAAUGUCACUUUGAUUUGCCGUACAGUCAUCCAAAACAAAAUUAAAAAGACCAUUUGGCAACCGGAAUGGGCGUAUUAUCAGACCAAUGACACCGACCAAAUGCAAAUUAUAAACCAGACUAAUCCACCAACAGGUAUUCAAAUAAUGAGGGACGUGAUAGGGAAAACCCUGGAAGAUUACUCGUACAACAUUUACGAAAGUCGACUGAUUUUGCUCAGCGUGACUGUCAAUACUUACACCCAUUUCCAAUGCAAAGCAAACAUCAAUGGCGAAAAAGUGUCUCAAACAAUUUCAUUUAACGUUAAAGAAGUAAAUAACGAUCCAGCGGAUGUCAAACUCGGCAGAGGAAUAGCUCAGAAUUUAACUUGUAACAGACCCUCCGAUCAAGUCCCCAUUCAAUGGCUCAAGGACGACAUGGAAUAUUCCGGAUUGAUUUACUACACGAACAACCAGUCAAUUUUGCCACUACGAGGCUUCGCUAGCGAAAUAGGAACUUACGUUUGUUCGUGGAACAACAGCCGAGGUGAGGCUAGGCGCAGGAUUUUCACCUUUGCAGAGGAAACCAAAACAGCCAACAUUGCCAUCGCCAUUUUUACAUUUGUGCUGUUUGUCCUUACACUUGGACUAGGCAUCAGUUGGUAUCUGGACAAGAAAAAUCGGAAAGAAGAACUAGAAAGAAUACUACUCAACAGCAAUCCUGAUGGAAUCGACCCAAACUUGCCAAUCGACUACCAAACGGAAUUUCUACCCUACGACAAACGAUGCGAAUUUCCGAGGAAUCGUCUGAAACUCGUUGGCAAACUGGGCGAAGGAUGUUUUGGCGAAGUUUUCAAAGCGGAAGCUGUGGAGAUCAUCAAAGGUGAAAGUGUCACGACAGUAGCCGUCAAAACGGUCCGAUCGCAAUCGAAAUUUCAAACUAAAAAACUAAACGAAACGGCCGCAAUGGAUGCUCUGAUAAGUGAACUGAAAAUUUUGAAUUACCUGGGAUCUCACCUUAACGUCGUCAACCUACUGGGCGCCUGCACAAAGGACAUAAUUAAAGGCGAACUUUUGGUUAUUAUCGAUUACUGUCGCUACGGUAAUUUGAGAUGUUAUUUAAUUAAGCAUCGACUCAAGUUUGUCAACCUGUUGGAUAAUUUGGGCAACAUGACAUGCGGUAACGAGUUGCAAGACAUCUACAAGUCUGCCAGCAAAGCCUCGAUCGAUAAAGAAAAUGAACCUUCCCUAUCACAUCCAGCGGAUGCAAUCUCAGAUUUCCCACAGGAAGCGAUAGACUUUCAAGAGCCGGAAACAAUCUGGAAAUACGGAGAAGAUGCAGAUGUGGAAGACAAUAAAUCCGUUUCAACGUGGGAUUUGAUCCGCUGGAUUCUACAAAUAGCUAGAGGGAUGGAAUACUUGACUAGUAAAAAGGUCCUUCAUGGCGAUUUGGCCGCCCGCAACGUCCUUUUGGCCGAUCACGGAAUCGUCAAAAUCGCAGAUUUCGGAAUGUCCAGAAAACUGUACGAUUACAAUUGCGAGAUAAAAGGACAGGAAUUGUUGCCGAUUAAGUGGAUGGCCGUAGAAUCGCUUACCGACCACAUUUUUUCGAGUCAAUCGGACGUUUGGUCUUACGGAAUUCUCCUCUGGGAACUCUUUUCCCUCGGCAGAAUUCCAUAUCCAGGAAGGAAUGGCCCGAUACUUGUGAAAGAUAUUCAAAAUGGGCACCGAAUGGAGAAGCCGGAAUUUUCACCCAACUUCUUCGGGGAGGUUAUGAAAAACUGCUGGGAAGCUGAUCCUAAGGAGAGGCCAACCUUCUGCGACCUGGAGGAGAAAAUAACAGACUAUAUUAAGCUGCUGGUUGGCCACGAUUACUUAGACACGAAUAUAAUGGAAGUUGAUCCAAGCAAAAAUGUAGUCAACCAUUCGUCAACGAGCGCUUUGGUGCCACCUGUAACCAAAACUGUUCUGAACAAAUCGCCAGGAGGCAAACGACGCCUCCAAUUCCGAAACGAUUCUCAAGAGAUGAACUUGAUCGAAAUGAUUUAGCACUUGAUGAAGAUUACUAGCUUACGAGAGAAACAGAUGAGAAUCGGACUUGAAUCUAAGGAAUAAGAAAAAAAUGAUUAAAAGUUAAAAAUAUUUGCUGAAAAAUCUUGUUACCCCUUACUAUUUGUUUUUGAGUUUUAUUAGAUUCUAGUGACAUUAAACGUCUGUAAACGGUUA